This is a messenger RNA of Tarenaya hassleriana, 3818 nucleotides long. Its product is annotated as protein NRDE2 homolog. Gene Ontology annotation, cellular component: catalytic step 2 spliceosome. The transcript is spliced from 9 exons. Gene Ontology annotation, biological process: regulatory ncRNA-mediated post-transcriptional gene silencing; negative regulation of RNA catabolic process; RNA processing. The record is from RefSeq and is a predicted model, not a curated record. Gene Ontology annotation, molecular function: protein binding. Bases 46 to 3492 code for a protein of 1148 amino acids. NCBI's taxonomy places the organism in Eukaryota, Viridiplantae, Streptophyta, Magnoliopsida, Brassicales, Cleomaceae.
ACACAUCUGCGGCCCUCCACGAAAUCGAUUUGGUUCCAAUUCCUGAUGGCGACGAAACCAGACGGCGACGGCGAAGGCGGAGGCGGCGGACACAGUAGUGGUCUGUUCCCUCUAUUCUCUAGUCCGGCGAACUCCAUCUCUGCCACUUCGGGCGCUCCCCAAUGGCUUUCCAACACUAGCUUCACUGUGGAUCCCGCCAUCAUCAACGCCAUCGUUCCCGAGGAUGCGCACGCGGAUACCGCUGAUGAAACUGAAGAUGGCGAUUCUGAUGGCAAGAAUGAUGAAGCUAAGAAACCUAGGUCUUACGAUUUGGUUGGAGUCGAAAGAGAAGAUUAUGGAUCCUCCGGGGAGUCCGACGGCGACGAAGAAGUUGGGAAGCGGCGGAAGAAGAAGAAGAAGCGGAAGAGGAAAUCCUCCGUUAAGGAUUCCGAGGAAUACUAUCCGAAACCUGCCAAAGAUUAUUACAUGGACACUCGUCCUGAUCAUGAUAAUCUCGUUUAUGGUUCCAUUUAUAGGAUGGAUAUUCCUCGUUAUAAACGUUUCAAUCCUGACAAAAGUCUUGGAUCAUGUUCUCAGAUGUUUUAUUUGCGGUUCCCAAAAAGUUCUAUGCUUGAUAGAGAUAACGAUGUUGAUGCAUUGGACGUGAGAGCAAAGUCUAAUGGUCGAUACUGGUCUGCAAAAUAUGCAGCUCUCGAAGGCAAUAAGAAUUUCAAGCGUGCCCGUUUUUCUUCUCCUCGAGAGACAGCUGAUGCUUCUCUUGAUUAUUUCAUUCCUUUGGAGGAUACUGAAACGCCUCAGGAAAGUGGUGAUGGCGAUGCUUUAUCAAAGAGCUCAGUUAUAGAAGCGUCGUGGGAGGACGAAGUUCUGAAUAAAACCCGCGAGUUCAACAGAUUGACGAGGGAACAUCCCCAUGAUGAGAAGGCGUGGCUUGCAUUUGCUGAGUUCCAAGACAAAGUUUCAAAUAUGCAACCGCAGAAAGGAGUUCGCUUGCAGACUUUGGAGAAGAAGAUUAGCAUACUUGAGAAGGCAUUUCAACUGAACCCAGAUAGCGAAGAUCUGUUGAUUGCCCUUCUCAAGGCGUAUCGAAGCAGAGACAAUGCAGAUGUUUUAGUUGGUAAAUGGGAAAAGGCACUGAUGCAGCAUUCGACUAGCUACAAAUUGUGGAGGGAGUUUCUACGUGUUCUGCAGGGAGAGUUCUCCAGAUUCAAAGUUUCAGAAGUGAGGAAGAUGUAUUCCCAUGCCUUCCGGGCUCUUUCUCAUGCUUCCAGCAAGCGACAUAGGCAGGUUGACAUAACUUCUGAACCGUUGGAUCAAGCUGUCAUCCAGCAGGAACUCGUUCUAGUUGAUAUGUUAGUUAGCCUCUGCAGGUUUGAAUGGCAGGCUGGUUAUCAGGAGUUAGCCACUGCGUUAUUUCAGGCCGAAAUAGAAUUUAGCAUCUUUUCUCCAUCUUUGUUGCUAAGUGAACAGAGUAAACAAAGACUGUUUGAGCAUUACUGGAGUAGUAAUUGUGCUAGAGUUGGGGAAGAAGGAGCUCUCGGUUGGUCUUUGUGGUUGGAAAAGGAGGAGGAAAAUAGGCAGAGGAUCUUGAGAGAGGAAUCCUCUGAUAAUGAUGAUGCAGGUGGUUGGACAGGUUGGACAGAACCGUUAUCAGCUCAAAAAGGAGGUGUUAUCUCACCAGUUAAUGCAGGAGAGAGUGAUGUGCCUCCAGAAGGUCUGGAGGAGGAAGUGGAACAUGAGAAUAGCAAACUUGAAGAUGAUACUGAAGCUAUGCUAAAGCUUCUAGGGAUUGAUGUUAAAGCUGGGGACACUGAUGAGGUUAAAGAUACUUCAACUUGGGUUAAAUGGUUUGAGGAAGAGGUUUCUCGGGAUCACAAUCAAUGGAUGCCCGUCCGGAAAGCUGGUGAAACCUCCAACAUUGAUGAAACAAUUGAUGGAGAAAUUGACGACCAAAUAUCAAGCAUUGUCCUGUAUGAAGAUAUUAGUGAAUAUCUAUUUUCGUUAAGUUCAGCGGAGGCCCGCUUAUCUCUGUUAUACCAGUUUAUUGAUUUCUUUGGUGGGCAUAUGUCCCCAUGGACUUCCAGCAACAGUGUGUGGUGGACUGAGAAAAUGAACAGUAUGGAAACCUUGGUAGGUUCCGCGCUAGAGAAUUUGAAAAGGGCUCAUGAGGAUUUAAUGAAAUCAGAAAAUGGGCAUGACUUCAGUCUGGUUUUCCUUUUAAGUGGGACCGGUGACAUCUCUAUGAGGACCAAGAUGAUGAAGUUUCUUCGCAAUGCAAUCUUGCUUUGUUUGACCGUCUUUCCACGAAAUUACAUUCUCGAAGAAGCUGUGCUUGUUGCAGAAGAACUCUUUGUAACAAAUAUGAGAACAUGUGAGGUGUCAACUACCCCAUGUCAAGCUCUGGCAAAGCGCCUCCUGAAAAGUGAUCGGCAGGAUUUUCUGCUCUGUGGAGUCUAUGCACGGAGAGAAGUUGUUUCUGGCAAUAUGAAUCACGCAAGACGGGUGUUUGAUAUGGCACUGUCUUCUAUUAGUGGGCUCACUGUGGAGAUGCAGUCUAAGGCUCCUCUGCUGUAUCUAUGGUAUGCCGAAUCUGAAGUGGCUAAUAGUAGCGGCAAAAUUCAGGAAAAAGAAUCAUCAUCUCGUGCCAUCCACAUCUUGUGCUGCGUGGGAAGUGAUCGGACGUAUAGUCCUUAUAAUUGCCAACCAUCAAGCGUGCAACUCCUGAGAGCGCGCCAAGGGUUCAAAGAGAAGCUUAAGAAGAUACAAUCAACAUGGGCUCAUGGUAUCAUAGACGAUCAGUCAGCUGCCACUGUUUGUUCAGCAGCAUUGUUUGAAGAGAUGACCAAUGGCUUUUCUGGGGCUGUUGAGAUCCUUGACGAAGCAUUUAGUGCUGUUCUUCCAGGUAGAAAAAGCCAAAGUCACCACCUUGAACUUUUGAUCAGUUACUACGUGAGAAUGGUUCACCGAUAUCAAGACCAUUUAAGCUUUUCGAAACUGUUGACACCCAUUUCGGAGGGGCUACAACUAUAUCCUCUCAAUCCGGAGCUUUAUCGAGCCUUGGUGGAGAUCUGCCAUCAUCGUAUGACAUCCCACAAACUGAGGAUGAUGUUUGAUGACUACUCGCGCAAUAGGAAACCAUCUUUGGUUGUUUGGCUAUUUGCGCUGUCGUAUGAGAUGAAUGGAGGAGGCUCCCGCCACAGAAUUCGUGGAUUGUUCGAGAGGGCAUUGUCACAAGAUGCACUAAGUAACUCGGUACUUCUGUGGCGUUGCUACAUUGCGUACGAGAUCGAGAUUGGACGUGAUCCAUCUGCGGCUAGACGAGUUUAUUUCCGAGCUAUAAACGCGUGCCCAUGGUCGAAAAAGCUAUGGCUUGAAGGAUUCGCAAGGCUGAAGUCAGUUCUGACAGCAAAGGAGAUGUCAGAUAUCCAAGAGGUGAUGCGGGACAAGGAGUUGAACAUAAGGACAGAUAUCUACGAGAUUCUGUUGCAGACAUGAGAAUGCUUCUCAGUGUAAAUAAUGUUGUUUUUAAAGAUUUAGACAGAUGGGACAACAUUUAGAAGCAAGCAGAAACUGAGAGAAUCUGACAGUUGGUAAGGCAAAAGGGCAUCUCCCAGUCCCUGCUCGCAAGUCUGGUAUCCAGAAUCUGUCAUUUACAAAUCAUCAAAUCCUCUUUUUUUUCUUUUUUUUUUUAACUUUUCCUUACUCGUGCCUAAUGGGACCCAUCCAGCCAAAAAAAAAAAGACAAUAUGGUAUUUUGUCAAAUUAGGUGAACAGUUAGACACUUGAGUUGAAUUGUAUGUUCUGCAAAAUCCCAAUUUCCA